Messenger RNA from Prorocentrum cordatum, 751 nucleotides. Lineage: Eukaryota; Dinophyceae; Prorocentrales; Prorocentraceae. The record is from the annotation of a GenBank genome assembly.
GGAUAAGAGAAGCGGGAGGAAGAAAGGAGAAGACACCAGUCCUUUAUUCAAACAGAAGGCCAAAGACGCAGGAUGGUCGGGCAAAUGCUUCGUGAAGGCAUCCUCGAUGGCACUACCGACCAUUUAUAUAAAUAGGCGUCAGGAAAACGGAAAACCCUAUACUGGUCUAGCACCAGAGCAACUUACGCGCGUAUUGCGUAGAACCAGCCAUGGCUGGGAAAAACCGACCGUGUAUUAAAAAAGGGGCAGUGUACGUUGCAGCCAUGUGUAAUUCUACUCAUCGGUGCCAUCACGCGGUGCAGACUUGAGGCCCAGCUCCAGCUGCUGGCACUCCAUGCUCUCGUUAAUCUCCCCGCCAGAUAGGCGCAGCAGACAUUGUAUGUGAAACACUGCGAGCAUCGUACAACAUCGGGCGGACCGGCUGCGCCGUCUAUCGCGUCCAUGCUACAAGCCACGGGACAAGGAAAACAGCACCAAAGGGAUGAUCGGGAGGAUGGAGGACUGGGGGAAGGAGGAAGGCUGUGCGUUGGAAGGCGCGGGUGGCACACCGAGGACGCGCGGGUCUUGGAGAGGGGAGAAGGAGGAUGAGAAGGAGGAGGAGGAAGAUGAGGAGGAGUGCCGAUAUCACUGCCGACGAAUUAUGGCCGAAGUUUGUACGGCCUCUGGCAUGAGGGAAGGGCUGCCCGAGAACUUCACGUCCAGGUCUCGCGAGAGCUCACCGGUGAAGAUCUGCUCCUCGCCGUCGGCGUGA